Pseudophryne corroboree (corroboree frog) is the source of this 1485-nucleotide messenger RNA. It is a transcript of the gene C7H21orf58, whose product is annotated as chromosome 7 C21orf58 homolog. The record is from RefSeq and is a predicted model, not a curated record. The transcript is spliced from 10 exons. Lineage: Eukaryota; Metazoa; Chordata; Amphibia; Anura; Myobatrachidae. The coding region runs from base 109 to 1029 and encodes 306 amino acids.
AUCUAGUGUCAGGUAACAACAACUGCACCUGAAAAGACUCAGUAAAUCAGACCCAGAUACAGGAGAGUAAAUCACUGGACGGAAAGGCAGAACACAGACACGGUGAGAAUGGCGGACCCCUCCCUAGUGGAUCACAUGACGAGGCUAAAACUGAAACUAUUGGAGAAGAGAUUAGAAAAUGAGCGCGACAUUGCAGAUGAUGUGUCUGACACAGAGCCCGCUACAGCAAGGAGUUAUGAUGGACAGGAAGAGGCCUUGCAGUCUGCUCUACGCAGGAGGAAGGAUCUGCUGCACAAACUGCGAGAGCAACACCUCCUAGAAGAGAUAGCUCGGCCUCAUACCUGGGAAGGAACGCGGAGAAAAAAACCAAAUAUAGAAAAUAUGCAUCAGUUCCCCCCGAUGCACAUCUACCAUACAUCUCCUCCACCAGAGCCCCCCAUGCGCUAUUACCCACCACCACCGCCACCACCUCCACCAGAACCACCAAGAAUCAUCCAGCAACAGUUACCCCAGCAGCCAGCAACAAUAAUUCAGCAGUUACCCCAGCAGCCACUCAUCACGCAGAUCCCUUCUCCACAAGCCUAUCAGCCACCGCGCUCAGGGAGCAUUAAAGAAGAUAUGGUGGAGAUGAUGCUUAUGCAGAAUGCCCAGAUGCACCAGAUUAUUAUGCAGAACAUGAUGCUGAAAGCACUGCCCCCUAUGGGUUUGUCGCAGCCUGCAGGGAACGCACCUCCAGCGCAACCUCAGUCACAACAAGACCCUCACUAUGCCAGCCCUGUAGUACUGAGAGCAGAGAAGAUCCGGCCAUCUUCUGUGCAUCACCACCACCACUAUACCCCUCCAGGACCACCUACACUACAGCCAGGAGUUGGAUACCCAAUGUGGCCGCAAAUGCCUUUAAACUCCAUGGGACAAAUGGGUGGAUUCCCCCAGGCAGUGCACCAUGUGACUGGCCCAACUACCACAUUACCAGCAUUGCAUACUUUAGUAACGGAUGGAAUUUCCCCCAGAGUCCCGAACGUACUAUAAGACCAUGAGCUGGACAGGACAUUUAUUGGAUUGGUCUGGUGAUAACUACAGAGUUCAUAUGGGAAUUGAACACACACAGAUCCUCAUACAAAGACAAUGCCCAUUGCAUACUACAUGUUAUAACCUCAGGAUGGGAGCUGCUGGUCUUCAUACUCAGAGGAUCUCUUGGAGCAUGGACAGACUGAGAACAUUUAUCUAUGGUCUUAAUAGACUUGGAGAUGUCUACAAUGAAAGUGUAUUUGUUCUAAUUAUUGUAAUAAAAUGUAUAAAGUAUAGAUAAUGGUACCUGAUACCGUUCUAUUAGAAAAUAAUCAUUUGUAAAAAUAAUAUAUGUGACACUUCUGAAGCCUGAAGUGAUAGCAGUAAGGUAGCAAAGCUGUUUAGCAUGCAGAAUGGAGCAAAACGCAAGAAGGGAAUACCAAUAUAAAUAUCUAUGGGGGUAAUUCCAAGUUGAUC